Messenger RNA from Trypanosoma brucei brucei TREU927, 177 nucleotides. RefSeq lists its product as hypothetical. The record is from RefSeq and is a predicted model, not a curated record. The transcript has a single exon. Lineage: Eukaryota; Euglenozoa; Kinetoplastea; Trypanosomatida; Trypanosomatidae. Bases 1 to 177 code for a protein of 58 amino acids.
AUGAUUGGUUUGAUGAAACUGAGCCUUCCAGUGCGUGCGGGAGGUUUGUACACGUGGUCACGCUUCAAAGGCCAGUCAGCUUUGGGGAAGGGGGAACAUGUUCUGGCUCACAUGUCCUGCGAGAACUUGAGACGUGAGAAUGAAUUUCAUGGACUAAAGAACCUGGGAGAAAGCUAA